Messenger RNA from Dreissena polymorpha, 3287 nucleotides. Its product is annotated as arginine/serine-rich protein PNISR-like. The record is from RefSeq and is a predicted model, not a curated record. Lineage: Eukaryota; Metazoa; Mollusca; Bivalvia; Myida; Dreissenidae. Gene Ontology annotation, cellular component: nuclear speck; presynaptic active zone. Bases 158 to 2725 code for a protein of 855 amino acids. Gene Ontology annotation, molecular function: RNA binding. The transcript has 13 exons.
UCCACUUGAGCGUUCUGGAAGUAAUAUUUGCAAACCAUACAGCUUGGGAUACCUCCAUUCACCAAUUAACAUAUCCCAAUUGAGCAAUUUACUCAGUGCAAUGUUCGCGCUUUGCGAAUAGGUAUUGGCAACUUGCGAAAGAUUUUGGCAGACAGCAAUGUGGAAUAACCAGUGGCAGAGUGGUGGCUGGCCCAUGCAGCAACAUUUCAUGGGAUUGUCAGCUGAUCAGGUGGACUGGGCUUCAUUGGCGAAGCAGUGGAUUGCCCAGAAGGAGUCUGUACCAGUCCAUCAUGAUCUUUCACAGGCCCCACCCCCUCCCCCUUCUUCAGACCCAGGUGGUGACAACAUGGACCUGGACCAGAAUGGAGAUAUGAAGGGUAAUGAAGAAGGAGGGUAUAUGGGCCAGCAAUCCUGGGGCUGGAACAACCAGAUGCAGGCCAAUCAGUGGAACGGACCUCCACAGGGCUGGGGACCUUCCCCUGGGGACAAGAUGGGCAUGCAGCAAGGGUUUGACUACAACCACAGCAGUUUCCAGCAGUUUGACUACAACCAUGGCGGUGAAUACCAGGGCUUUGAGAACAAGGGAAAAGAGUUUCAUGGGGAAGGUGGGUGGGGCAGGGGGCCCCCACCAGGACAGUUCAUGCAUCAGGACCCAGGCUUCCAGCGGCCCUUACGACAUCUGUCACCACAUGAGGAUGAGUCUGUCAUACUGGAUGCGGCUCGACGAAAGACUUUGCCAGCCUGGAUAAGGGAAGGGUUGGAAAAGAUGGAAAGAGAAAAACAAAGAAAAUUGGAAAAAGAACAGCAACAGAAGGAAGCGGAUGCAGCCAGGGUUGCCAAGGAGCAGGCAGACAAGGAGGCUGAGGAGCAACUGAAGCAGGAAAAGGAGGGCUACCAGGGCGGGCCACGCAUACCGCGCAAGAGCAAAUUUGACUCAGAUGAUGAGAAGGAGGAGGAGUCAGGCAAGGAAGGGUCAGUGUCCCCUGCCCCUAGACGUCGCUCUGGGUCUGGUACGACGUCCCCCAAGCCCCGCAGGAAGUCCACUCCAGAACGACGGAGUCCGUCUCCUCUGAAAACUGAGGAAGAAAAGCAGGCAGACCUGAUGAUGCGUGUAAGGCGGAUGUUGACAGAGAUUUUACUAGAAGUGACGGACUCUGAGGUGAGGGCGAUGGCAAGGGAGGUCUAUAACAGAGCCAGGAUCCACGCCUCCAAAGCUCCAGCUACUCAGCUUGCCAAGUCUACUGCUUUGGCCACUAUUACGGGUCUUGGUCUUGGCUAUGGGGACAGUGAUGAUGACCAGAGCGAUGAAGACCAGGACAGGGGAGAAGAUAAGGAGGAAGAAGAUGGUCAAUCAUCGUCUGACAAUGAUGAUAAUUAUGAGGAACGACUCCGCAGAAAACGGGAGGUUUUUGAGAGGGCCCAACGCAGUCGUCUGGACGACAUUGAGCGUGAAGAAGCGGAACUCAUCAGCAAGAAAAAACAUGAAAUCCAAAAUACUCCAUCCUUUUUGAAAGAGCCAUUGUCAGAGUCGAAGAGUAAAUACCCAUUUAAACAGCGCAAACAUGAGGAAAUUCCUGGACUAGAAAACAAUAAUAGUGACUCUGAUUCUAGUGAGAAAGUGGUGCAAAAAACUAAGAAAGAAAGGCAUGAAAGUGGUCAGAAAUCUAAGCAAGUUAAGCAAGAAGUAAGCAAUGAUAAGCGUGAUAGAAACAGGGAGAGUGUCUCAAAAAGAAAACCUAAAAAGGAAAGCUCAGUUAGUUCAAGUAGUAGUGGAAGUAGUUCAUCUAGUUCAGACUCUGAUAGUUCUAGCUCUGAGUCUAGCUCUAGUUCAUCGUCAGUGUCUGCUAAAAAGUCUGGAAAGUCAAAGAAUAAAUUUAGCAGACAAGAUAGCAAGUCAGACAGGGUUGUGCAUAGAAGUGACUCAAAGAAAGAAUCGGAGAAGGAUAAAAAUGAUAAAGAAAGGCAAAGGCAAGAAAGUGAGAGGGACAGGGAUAGGGAAAAGCGUAGGCGAGAGAGUGAUGUGAGCUUGGAUAGGGAAAAGAGACUAGAAAAAGAGAGGUCAAAAAGGAAAAGCAGAAGUUUGUCUCGUGAAAAGAGGAAGGAUAAGGAGAGGAGCAGGUCAAGGGAGAAAGCUAGAAAGAAAGAGAGAAGUGUGUCAAGGGAAAGACGUAGAGACAGGAGUCGAUCGAGGGAGAAAGUCAGCGAGAGAGAUAGCAGGGAGAAAAGGAAGGAGAGGGAUAUGAGUAGAUCUGGGAACAAAGGGAGAGAAAGAGAUCGCAGCAGGUCAAAUGAAAGAAGUGACAGGCAUGACAAGAGCGAAAGAUCCAAGAAAAAUGACAAAAAGGCUGCAGAUAAAAAUAGGUCAAGGGACAAUUCUUAUGAUGAUCAUGAUAAUGGCUCUAAGUCAUCAAAGUCUCGUAAAGAAAACCAGGAAUCUAAACCAAAACGAAGGGAGCGCUCUCGGUCGGACUCAUCGGAAAAUGAGCACCGAGCUCAGGUUAAGCGAAGGCCAGCGAGCCGCGACUCCAGUGCCACUCGUGACUCAAGUCGCCGUGGCAACAGGUAUGAGAGGGAGGAGGUUGAGUCAGCCGACAGAAGCGGUAAGAAGUCGAGUCACAAACGCAGGUCCAGAUCAAGGUGGGCAAUCUAUUUCUUACUAUCUCUAAUGAGCAUUUUUUCGUCACAUUUCAUGUCUUACAUGUUUGCUUAUCCACAUAUUUUGUGAUGACGAUUUAAGUAUAUUAAAUGUACUUCAAUUAAUAUCAGGCUGUUCAUAGAUUUUGUGAUUUUAAACUUAUCGUAUGAGAAAUUGUUAUAUAUACAUUUAGAUUUAAUUAGUAUGUAGUGUACAAUAUGUUAAAUGUGCAUUUUGAUGUACUUAGUAUGUAGUGUACAAAUGCAUUUAUGUAUGUUCUUGUAGUUGGUUGUGUAUUUUGGAAACUUGUGUUGCUUUUCAUGUGUAGUUUUACAUGGAUACGGCUAUUAGAUUUUUAAUUAAAAAACAGCUUUUUUGAUUAACGAUACGUAUUUCAUUUUCAAUUAAGAACCACAAUAUUUCUAGUAAACUUAAGUCGACAAUGAUUGAACAUGUAAGUGGAUAAAGUUCAUUUCUUUUCAGAUAAAUUUGGGAUCUGCCUACGAUGUUUCUAAAGCUUUAGACCACUGGAACCCGAAUGUUUACGUAAAUUGCAUGUUAUACCAUGUCUGUUGUUUUGUGGUUUAAUUAUUUCUUUGAUAUGUAAUUAAAUUGUAUAUAGACGUAUUUGUUAUAAAUCCUCAUUUUUGCC